AAGCGGCCAGCAUCAUGGCCGCAGAACGGCACUCCGAGUCUACUACGACUGCCGAUGACGGUCUCUCCCAGGCCUUUCGCAGCAGCAACGCUACAUCAGCCGAACAGAACAUUUUGGACACGCGCCGGGCAGAUGGUUCCGAAGUCCACAUCGUCACGUUUCCGCUUGGCGACCCGGAGGAUCCCCGAAAUUGGCCGCGCUGGCGGAAACGCCUUCUCAUUGGCUCUAUUGUCCUCAUAGACCUGAGUGUUAGCUGGGGAGCCUCGGGGUACUCGCCUGCUAGCACGAGUUUUUCUAAAUCUAUGGGCGUGUCUACUGAGGUGGCCACGCUGGGACUGAGUUUGUAUGUGCUGGGCCUGGCUCUUGGACCGAUGAGCUUAGCCCCUUUAUCAGAGCAUUUCGGCAGAAGUCCUAUCUACAUAAUAUCUUACGGCAUAUACCUUCUGUUCCUGAUGGGUACGGCAUUAGCUCCAAAUUUAGGAGGCUUCCUAACUCUACGUUUCUUUUCUGGACUAUUCUCGUCUGUCACAAUCGCGAAUUUCGGCGGCACAAUCGCCGAUCUAUACCAUUCGCACGACACGGGCCCAGCCAUGUCCAUCUUCCUAUGGGCGGCGACCGCUGGCUCGCCUACCGGAUACUUCCUCAUGUCCUUUGUGGCGCAGAACCGCAAGUGGAACGAUGUCAUGUGGGCACUGCUAGGGAUCUGCGGCGGCUUCUGGCUCAUCAUGACGGCAACCAUCCUCUUCGUCGGCGAGACAAGACGCAGCAUCCUGCUCGAGAAGCGCGCAAAGCGCGAAAGAGAGAGACGCCACACGGACAACAUCGACGUCCCAGACGAGAUGAAGAGGCGCGGCUGGGGCGAGCUAUUCAAAGUCGCGCUGACGAGACCGUUCCGGUUCCUGGGAACAGAGGCAAUCAUCAUCUUCGCGGCUCUGUACAACGGGUAUCUCUACGGAUUGAGUUUCCUAUUCAACACCGCGUUCUCGCUGGUAUUCGGGCCAGAAGGCCACGGCUUCAACAUCAUCGGCGUCGGCCUCGCCUUCCUAGGCAUCACAGUGGGAAUCACCUGCGGCCCCAUCACCAAUCUCUGGCAGGAAAGGUACUACAAGAAGCGCAUCGCGCAGUCCGGAGGCAAAAACAUCCCCGAAGCACGCGUGCAGCUCGGCAAGCUCGCCGCUGUGACCUUCCCAAUCUCGCUCUUCUGGUUCGCCUGGACGACCUACACCUCGAUCCACUGGAUCGUGCCCAUCAUCGCCUCGGCCCUCUGGGGCUGGUCUUUCUACACGCUGAUCCUGCUAACCUACACCUACACCGAAGACUCGUACGGCACCUUCUCAGCCAGCGCCCUCGCCGGCAUCGGCCUGAUCCGCAAUCUCGCUGGCGCCGGGUUCCCGCUGUUUGCGCGCCAGAUGUUCGUGAACGAGGGCUAUCGCUGGGCCGGCUCCAUCCUCGCUUUCUUGGCUUGCGUCCUCGUGCCGAUUCCGUUUGUGCUGGAGAGGUAUGGCCGUGCGUUGAGGGCCAGGAGUCCGUGGGCGAGGCUGCAUGCCGAUGACUUGGAUGAUGAAUAGGGUGGAGCGCGAAGGCGACAGUGAAGCCCUAUGUAUUUAUAUGCACUCAAAUCAAUCUCAGCCUAAGUGAUGAAAGUGCCUUUGCCAUCACGGGACUU
Messenger RNA from Aplosporella prunicola CBS 121167, 1666 nucleotides. RefSeq lists its product as uncharacterized. The coding region runs from base 15 to 1568 and encodes 517 amino acids. Gene Ontology annotation, molecular function: transmembrane transporter activity. The transcript has 5 exons. Lineage: Eukaryota; Fungi; Ascomycota; Dothideomycetes; Botryosphaeriales; Aplosporellaceae. The record is from RefSeq and is a predicted model, not a curated record. Gene Ontology annotation, biological process: transmembrane transport.